Messenger RNA from Aspergillus pseudonomiae, 240 nucleotides. RefSeq lists its product as uncharacterized. The coding region runs from base 1 to 240 and encodes 79 amino acids. The record is from RefSeq and is a predicted model, not a curated record. The transcript is spliced from 3 exons. Lineage: Eukaryota; Fungi; Ascomycota; Eurotiomycetes; Eurotiales; Aspergillaceae.
AUGAAGUUCUCCACCAUCCUUGCCGCAACCACCGCUCUCCUGACCGGUGCCAAUGCCGCGGUACCGCGUCUUGUAGAGGUCCAAAGCCACGAUGUUUGCUGGAGGGUCUGCUUUCCAGAGAAGCCACAUUGUCCGGAUGGAUGGGAUGCUAAGAAAAUAGGCCAUUGUUACUCUUGCUGCAAAAACUUUGACGAUGAGGCUGCUGAGGCCAGUAAGCUUGAUAUGUUUUGGCAGGCAUAG